This is a messenger RNA of Emys orbicularis (European pond turtle), 6978 nucleotides long. RefSeq names its product small nuclear ribonucleoprotein U5 subunit 200 (gene SNRNP200). The transcript is spliced from 45 exons. The record is from RefSeq and is a predicted model, not a curated record. Lineage: Eukaryota; Metazoa; Chordata; Testudines; Emydidae. Gene Ontology annotation, molecular function: ATP binding; ATP hydrolysis activity; nucleic acid binding. The coding region runs from base 111 to 6521 and encodes 2136 amino acids.
GCGUGCUGCGCUGCGCUCCAUUUCAGUUUUGGCCUGAUCCGCUGCACGGGGCGGAGGGAAGCGGCUCGAAUCUAGCACCGGGGUCCGGGCCGGGCGGGUGAGGCGGCGCCAUGGCGGAUGUGACUGCGCGGAGCCUGCAGUACGAGUACAAGGCGAACUCUAACCUCGUACUUCAAGCUGAUCGCUCCUUGAUCGACAGGACCCGCCGAGAUGAGCCUACGGGGGAGGUGCUCUCCUUGGUUGGGAAGCUGGAGGGCACUCGGAUGGGUGACAAGGCUCAAAGAACCAAACCCCAGAUGCAGGAAGAGAGACGAGCGAAGAGGAGGAAGCGUGAUGAGGACAGGCAUGAUAUCAACAAAAUGAAGGGUUAUACGCUGCUCUCUGAGGGCAUUGACGAGAUGGUGGGAAUCAUCUACAAACCCAAAACCAAGGAGACCAGGGAGACUUAUGAGGUGCUGCUAAGUUUCAUUCAGGCAGCCCUUGGGGACCAGCCACGUGACAUUCUCUGUGGAGCAGCGGACGAGGUCUUGGCUGUAUUGAAGAACGAGAAGCUGCGAGACAAAGAGAGGCGGAAGGAAAUUGAUUUGCUGUUAGGACAGACGGACGACACCCGCUACCAUGUGCUGGUGAACUUGGGCAAGAAGAUCUCAGACUAUGGUGGUGACAAGGAGAUCCAGAACAUGGAUGAUAACAUUGAUGAGACGUACGGAGUGAAUGUGCAGUUUGAGUCUGAUGAAGAGGAAGGCGAUGAGGACGUGUAUGGUGAAGUACGGGAUGAGGCGUCUGAUGAUGACAUGGAGGGGGACGAGGCCGUUGUCCGCUGCACCCUCUCAGCCAAUCUGGUGGCAUCUGGUGAGCUGAUGAGCUCCAAAAAGAGAGACUUGCAUCCCCGAGACAUCGAUGCCUUUUGGCUUCAGCGGCAGCUGAGUCGCUUCUACGACGAUGCCAUCGUGUCCCAGAAGAAAGCAGAUGAGGUGCUAGAGAUCUUAAAGACUGCCAGCGAUGACAGGGAGUGUGAAAACCAGCUUGUCCUGCUCCUGGGCUUUAACACCUUUGACUUCAUUAAGGUGCUGAGGCAGCACAGAAUGAUGAUCCUGUACUGUACGCUGCUGGCUAGUGCACAAAGUGAAGCCGAGAAGGAGAGGAUCAUGGGGAAGAUGGAAUCUGAUCCCGAGCUGUCAAAAUUUCUGUAUCAGCUGCAUGAGACGGAGAAGGAGGAUCUGAUUCGGGAGGAACGCUCUCGCAGGGAACGUGUGCGCCAGUCCCGGAUGGACACAGACCUGGAAACAAUGGAUCUGGAUCAGGGUGGAGAGGUGCUGGCCCCGCGCCAGGUGUUGGACCUGGAAGAUCUGGUGUUUGCCCAGGGCAGCCAUUUCAUGGCCAACAAGCGUUGCCAGCUGCCCGAUGGCUCGUUCCGCAGGCAGCGCAAAGGCUACGAGGAGGUGCAUGUGCCUGCCUUGAAGCCAAAGCCCUUCGGCUCCGAAGAGCAACUGGUUUCUGUGGACAAACUGCCCAAAUACGCCCAGGCUGGGUUUGAGGGAUUCAAAACACUGAACCGGAUUCAGAGCAAACUCUACCGUGCUGCGCUUGAGACUGAUGAGAACCUGCUACUCUGUGCUCCCACGGGUGCGGGGAAGACCAACGUCGCUCUGAUGUGCAUGCUACGCGAGAUCGGGAAGCACAUCAACAUGGAUGGAACCAUCAACGUGGAUGACUUCAAAAUCAUCUACAUUGCGCCCAUGCGGUCUCUGGUGCAGGAGAUGGUGGGAAGCUUUGGGAAGCGCCUGGCAACUUAUGGCAUCAACGUGGCCGAGCUGACUGGAGACCACCAGUUGUGUAAGGAAGAAAUCAACGCUACCCAGAUCAUCGUCUGCACCCCCGAGAAGUGGGACAUCAUCACCCGCAAGGGCGGGGAGCGCACCUAUACCCAGCUGGUGCGCCUCAUUAUUCUGGAUGAGAUCCACCUGCUGCAUGACGACCGGGGCCCUGUCCUGGAGUCCUUGGUGGCUAGAGCCAUCCGCAACAUUGAGAUGACCCAGGAGGAUGUGAGGCUUGUUGGCCUGAGUGCCACUCUCCCGAACUACGAGGAUGUAGCUACGUUCCUGAGAGUGGACCCCGUCAAAGGCUUAUUCUACUUCGAUAACAGCUUUCGCCCAGUGCCCCUGGAGCAGACCUAUGUGGGAAUCACAGAGAAGAAAGCAAUCAAGCGCUUCCAGAUCAUGAAUGAGAUUGUCUACGAGAAGAUUAUGGAGCAUGCCGGGAAGAACCAGGUGCUGGUGUUCGUUCACUCCAGGAAGGAGACAGGGAAGACGGCCCGAGCCAUCAGGGACAUGUGUCUGGAGAAAGAUACGCUGGGCCUCUUCCUUCGCGAGGGCUCAGCCUCUACAGAGGUCCUGAGGACAGAAGCUGAGCAGUGCAAGAAUCUAGAGCUGAAGGACCUGUUGCCAUACGGCUUUGCUAUUCACCAUGCUGGGAUGACCAGAGUAGAUCGAACACUGGUGGAGGAUCUGUUUGCUGACAAGCACAUUCAGGUUCUGGUCUCCACGGCGACGCUGGCCUGGGGUGUGAACCUUCCUGCUCACACGGUCAUCAUCAAAGGGACGCAGGUGUACAGCCCGGAGAAAGGCCGCUGGACGGAGCUGGGUGCGCUGGACAUCCUGCAGAUGCUUGGCCGUGCUGGGAGACCCCAGUACGACACAAAGGGCGAGGGGAUCCUCAUCACAUCGCACGGAGAACUGCAGUAUUACCUCUCCCUACUCAACCAGCAGCUCCCUAUCGAGAGUCAGAUGGUGUCGAAACUGCCAGAUAUGCUGAAUGCAGAGGUGGUGCUGGGGAAUGUCCAGAAUGCAAAGGAUGCAGUGAACUGGCUGGGCUAUGCCUACCUGUACAUCCGAAUGCUGCGCUCCCCAUCGCUCUAUGGGCUCUCUCACGAUGACCUGAAGGGAGACCCGUUGCUGGACCAGCGCCGGCUGGAUUUGGUUCACACUGCAGCCCUGAUGCUAGACAAGAACAAUCUUGUGAAGUACGAUAAGAAGACGGGGAACUUCCAGGUGACUGAGCUGGGCCGCAUUGCCAGCCACUACUACAUCACCAACGAGACCGUGCAAACCUACAACCAGCUCCUGAAGCCCACCUUGAGUGAAAUCGAGCUUUUCCGGGUCUUCUCCCUGUCCUCCGAGUUCAAGAACAUCACUGUGCGGGAGGAAGAGAAGCUGGAGCUCCAGAAGCUGCUGGAGCGGGUCCCAAUUCCAGUGAAGGAGAGCAUCGAGGAGCCCAGUGCCAAGAUCAAUGUGCUCCUGCAGGCCUUUAUCUCCCAGCUGAAGCUGGAAGGGUUUGCUCUGAUGGCAGACAUGGUGUACGUCACCCAGUCUGCCGGGCGGCUGAUGCGUGCGAUCUUUGAGAUUGUCCUGAACCGUGGCUGGGCGCAGCUCACUGACAAGACUCUGAACCUCUGCAAGAUGAUUGACAAACGCAUGUGGCAGUCCAUGUGCCCCCUGCGCCAGUUCAGGAAACUGCCCGAGGAGGUGGUGAAGAAAAUCGAGAAGAAGAACUUCCCGUUUGAACGUCUCUAUGACCUGAACCACAAUGAAAUAGGGGAGCUCAUUCGGAUGCCCAAGAUGGGCAAGACGAUCCACAAGUACGUUCAUCUGUUCCCAAAGCUGGAGCUGUCGGUCCAUCUCCAGCCCAUCACCAGGUCCACCCUGAAAGUGGAGCUGACCAUCACCCCUGACUUCCAGUGGGAUGAGAAGGUGCACGGCUCGUCAGAAGCCUUCUGGAUCCUGGUGGAGGAUGUGGACAGUGAAGUGAUUCUGCACCACGAGUACUUCCUGCUGAAAGCCAAGUAUGCCCAGGACGAGCAUCUCAUCACCUUCUUCGUGCCCGUGUUCGAGCCGCUGCCCCCGCAGUACUUCAUCCGGGUGGUCUCAGAUCGCUGGCUCUCCUGUGAGACGCAGCUGCCUGUGUCCUUCAGGCACCUGAUUCUCCCUGAGAAAUACCCCCCACCCACAGAGCUCCUGGACCUACAGCCGCUGCCCGUGUCCGCUCUGCGUAACAGUGCCUUUGAGAGCCUCUACCAGGACAAGUUCCCCUUCUUCAACCCCAUCCAGACCCAAGUGUUUAACACCGUCUAUAACAGCGACGACAAUGUGUUCGUGGGCGCCCCCACGGGGAGCGGCAAGACCAUCUGUGCCGAGUUCGCCAUCCUGAGGAUGCUGCUGCAGAACUCAGAGGGGCGCUGUGUCUAUAUCACCCCCAUGGAGGCCCUUGCUGAGCAGGUCUUCCUCGACUGGUACGAGAAGUUCCAGGAGCGGCUCUGUAAGAAAGUGGUCCUGUUGACAGGGGAGACCAGCACGGAUCUCAAGCUGCUGGGCAAGGGCAACAUCAUCAUCAGCACCCCCGAGAAGUGGGACAUCCUGUCCCGGCGCUGGAAGCAGCGCAAGAACGUCCAGAACGUCAACCUCUUCAUCGUGGAUGAAGUGCACCUCAUCGGGGGCGAGAAUGGGCCCGUGCUGGAGGUGAUCUGUUCCCGGAUGCGCUACAUCUCCUCCCAGAUCGAGCGGCCCAUCCGCAUCGUGGCCCUCAGCUCCUCGCUGUCCAAUGCGAAGGAUGUCGCUCACUGGCUGGGCUGCAGCGCCACGUCAACCUUCAACUUCCACCCCAACGUGCGCCCCGUGCCCCUGGAGCUGCACAUUCAGGGCUUCAACAUCAGCCACACGCAGACCCGCCUGCUGUCCAUGGCCAAGCCGGUCUAUCAUGCCAUCAUGAAGCACUCCCCCAAAAAGCCGGUCAUUGUCUUUGUCCCGUCACGCAAGCAGACGCGCCUCACGGCCAUAGACAUCCUCACCACCUGUGCCUCCGAUGUGCAGAGGCAGAGGUUCCUGCACUGCACAGAGAAGGACUUGGGGCCGUACCUGGACAAGCUGAGCGACGGCACCCUCAAGGAGACGCUGCUCAACGGCGUUGGCUACCUGCACGAGGGGCUGACAGCCAUGGAACGGCGCGUGGUGGAGCAGCUGUUCGGCUCUGGCGCUGUCCAGGUGGUGGUGGCCUCUCGGAGCCUGUGCUGGGGCAUGAAUGUAGCCGCUCACCUGGUGAUCAUCAUGGACACUCAGUACUAUAACGGCAAGAUUCAUGCGUAUGUGGAUUACCCCAUCUAUGACGUGCUGCAGAUGGUGGGCCAUGCCAAUCGCCCCCUGCAGGAUGAUGAGGGGCGCUGCGUUAUUAUGUGCCAGGGAUCCAAGAAGGAUUUCUUCAAGAAGUUCCUGUACGAGCCCCUCCCGGUGGAGUCGCACCUGGAUCACUGCAUGCAUGACCACUUCAAUGCUGAGAUUGUCACCAAGACCAUCGAGAACAAGCAGGAUGCUGUGGACUACCUCACCUGGACCUUCCUGUACCGCAGGAUGACCCAGAACCCCAACUACUACAACCUGCAAGGGGUAUCUCACAGACACCUGUCAGACCACCUGUCCGAGCUGGUGGAGCAGACCCUUAGUGACCUGGAGCAGUCCAAGUGCAUCAGCAUCGAGGAUGAGAUGGACGUGGCGCCCCUCAACCUGGGCAUGAUCGCAGCCUAUUACUACAUUAACUACACCACGAUUGAGCUCUUCAGCAUGUCUCUGAAUGCCAAGACCAAGGUGCGAGGGCUGAUUGAAAUCAUCUCCAAUGCUGCUGAGUAUGAGAACAUCCCCAUCAGGCACCACGAGGAUAACCUCCUGCGGCAGCUGGCGCAGAAAGUCCCUCAUAAACUGAAUAACCCCAAGUUCAACGACCCCCACGUCAAGACCAACCUGCUGCUGCAGGCUCACCUGUCCCGCAUGCAGCUGAGCGCUGAGCUGCAGUCCGACACGGAGGAGAUCCUCAGCAAGGCAAUUCGCCUGAUCCAGGCCUGCGUGGAUGUUCUGUCCAGCAACGGCUGGCUCAGCCCGGCCCUGGCGGCCAUGGAGCUGGCCCAGAUGGUUACCCAGGCCAUGUGGUCGAAGGACUCAUACCUGAAGCAGCUGCCUCACUUCACUUCGGAGCACAUCAAGCGCUGCACGGACAAGGGGGUGGAGAGCGUCUUCGACAUCAUGGAGAUGGAGGAUGAGGACCGCAAUGGCCUGCUGCAGCUCUCUGACGCCCAGAUCGCUGACGUGGCCCGUUUCUGCAACCGAUACCCUAACAUCGAGCUCUCUUACGAGGUGGUGGAGAAGGAGAGUAUCCGCAGCGGAGGGCCGGUGGUGGUGCUGGUGCAGCUGGAGCGAGAGGAGGAGGUCACGGGACCUGUCAUUGCUCCCCUCUUCCCCCAGAAACGCGAGGAGGGCUGGUGGGUGGUGAUCGGAGACUCCAAAUCCAACAGCCUCAUCUCCAUCAAGAGGCUGACCCUGCAGCAGAAGGCCAAGGUGAAACUGGAUUUUGUGGCCCCAGCCACAGGGGCCCACAACUACACCCUCUACUUCAUGAGCGACGCCUACAUGGGCUGUGACCAGGAGUAUAAAUUCAGCGUGGACGUGAAGGAGGCAGAGAGCGACAGCGACUCAGACUGAGCCGGGCCUUAGCCAAAGCUGGCCUGGGCCUCCCUGCCUGGUAGCGGAGACCUGGGCGCAGCUGAGGCAUCCCCAGUGGUUCCAAGGGAACAGUGGGUACAGCUCUGGCAUUUGUUUUAAUGUGUCCGUGUGAGAGUGUGGGCAGCACUGGGCCCUUCCCCCAGUGUAGUGGGGCCUGCGGGACUGCCUGCUUCUGUGCUGGCUGUGUGGGGCGACCUGGCCUGUUUAAAUCAUAACCUCCCCUGCAGCUCUGAGAUGCCCCAUUCCUCGCUGCUGCUGGGGCCGGUAGCACCAGCAAGGACAGCCCGUGGCGUGUGCAGGAGACUUCUCACCUCGCUGAGCCUGUGUUUCAGAUGCUGAUGGCUGUGGCUAAGCAGCCAAGCUUUGUACAGUGGUUUUAGAGGGGGGCAGGGUCAAGGACCUUGGCCUCAAUAAAGCUCUUUAGAAACAACCUCCA